Molecule: messenger RNA, 345 nt
Organism: Echinococcus granulosus
Lineage: Eukaryota; Metazoa; Platyhelminthes; Cestoda; Cyclophyllidea; Taeniidae
Exons: 3
Coding region: 1-345 (114 amino acids)
Source: RefSeq, a predicted model, not a curated record
AUGGUUCAAUCGCUGGCGAUAUGUCAGGACACCUAUGUGGAAAUCAAAUGCACCACUUACGGAGUCGAAGAAUCCAUCGUGGUGCUGGACGCUCAACUUGUUAUGCAGGUGGACACCAAGGUUUGCCCCAAGAUCGUUGAACCACCGAGUUCAGCAGGCGUGUGCCCCAGUCGGCUGGAUGUGACAGCAGGACUGAUGGGGAUGUGCGGCAGGGAGCGGACCUGUUCUGUCAUGCCCGACGCUAGUAUGUUGCCACCAGGAUAUCCUUCUCUCUGUGCUCGUCGACACUUGGAACUCAGCUAUGCUUGUGUGUGUCAGAAACGGGGAUCUAAAACUGCUUCCUGA